AUGGGAACCAUCCCAAUCCUCGAAGAAUGGCUCUACCCAAUAGCCCCCGCCCCAGCCCGGCCACGUACAAAACCCAUGCAGGUCCUGGCCCUGGGCAUGUCCCGCUCAGGAACCGAAUCGCUGCGACGCGCCCUAAUCAUGCUCGGGUACGACCACGUCUACCACGGCUUCGACAUGAGCGAGUCGCGCCCAAUGCAAUGGAAACAGUGGGCGCUGCUGGGUCGUCGCAAAUUCGGGCUCACGGGGACAUCGCAUAAAGGCGACCCGGGGAUCAAGCGCGAGGACUUUGACGAGAUCCUAGGGCAUGCAGAGGCCGUGACAGAUCAGCCGUGUUCGAUUUUUGCAUCGGAGUUGAUCAAGGCGUACCCCGAGGCCAAAGUUAUCCUGAAUCAUCGCGAUGUGGACUCGUGGUAUGAGAGUAUUACGGCGCUGAUUCUGCCUCAUGCGCGUGGAUUCUGGUAUCAUGUUCUUCCGUGGUUUCAGCCGGAUAUGUACUGGGCUGUGCAGUAUACGGUGCAUUGUUUCAAUAUGCAUUUUUAUGGAUCGCUAGAGCGGAAUGGGAAGUGGGUGUAUGAGCAGCAUUCGGCGACGAUUAAGGGGGCUGUUGCGCCGGAGAGGUUGCUUGUUUGGAGGGUUCAGGAUGGGUGGGAGCCACUUUGCAGGUUUCUUGAUAAACCCAUUCCGGUGGAGGAAUUCCCCACGGGAAACACGCUUGACACGACAAACCAACGGUAUGACAAGAAUAUGGUUCAGGUUGCCAUUGUCGCUGUUAGGAACUUUGCCAUCUUUGCGGUCUUGACGGGAGUAGCUAUUGCAUAUGUGGCUGGAUUAUUUCGGCGCUCUACGUAG
Messenger RNA from Aspergillus puulaauensis, 849 nucleotides. RefSeq names its product sulfotransferase family protein. The coding region runs from base 1 to 849 and encodes 282 amino acids. The record is from RefSeq and is a predicted model, not a curated record. The transcript has 2 exons. NCBI's taxonomy places the organism in Eukaryota, Fungi, Ascomycota, Eurotiomycetes, Eurotiales, Aspergillaceae.